This is a messenger RNA of Lepisosteus oculatus (spotted gar), 15606 nucleotides long. It is a transcript of the gene otud7a, whose product is annotated as OTU deubiquitinase 7A. The record is from RefSeq and is a predicted model, not a curated record. Gene Ontology annotation, molecular function: zinc ion binding; cysteine-type deubiquitinase activity; K63-linked polyubiquitin modification-dependent protein binding. Gene Ontology annotation, biological process: protein K48-linked deubiquitination; protein deubiquitination involved in ubiquitin-dependent protein catabolic process; protein K11-linked deubiquitination. Lineage: Eukaryota; Metazoa; Chordata; Actinopteri; Semionotiformes; Lepisosteidae. Gene Ontology annotation, cellular component: nucleus; cytoplasm.
UUGGGCUUCUGCUGCAGCGGAGAAUGACAAGAGGAUGAGAGAGAGAGAGACGGGGACGGAGCGGUUUGCUUAUUAUAGGCAAUAAUAACAAGUAUUUAUACAGGGGCCUGAGGGGGAACGCGUAAGAUGGGGAGUAAUGACUGAAUGCAUGACGGUGAGCCUUCAAAGGAACUGGCUGCAGCAGAAGGUUAGAACAGUGUGAGAGACCCGGGAACUGGGGCAUGUCUCUCUGAAGACGUGGAGAAUCCCUCCCCACAAUCCCGACUUCAUGGCCUCAUCGGAGACCACCUUGUGAACAUUCGCUCUCAUACCACAGAACUAAAAUGACCAGCACAGGCUCAGACACAAACAUGUCCAUUAGGAGGUUAUCGCAGAAACCACAGUGAAAAGUUAUAAAAAAAACAUGAGAGAUUAAAAGCCUGGCGACGACGAAGGGUUCUGCUGCAGCCUGGGCAGCACAUCCACAUGAUCACAUGACUCUUGAUAUGGACGCGGUCCUGUCAGACUUUGUUCGGUCCACAGGGGCAGAACCGGGUCUGGCAAGAGACCUGCUGGAAGGUAAAAACUGGGACCUGAGUGCUGCCUUGAGCGACUUCGAGCAGCUCCGGCAGGUCCACACGGCCAACCUGCCGCAGGUCUUCAACGAGGGCCGCUACUUCAAGCAGCAGGAGCGCGACACCCCCCAGCACCUGAGCAAGAUCGAGCGGCCCAGUCUGCCGAGGCAGGAUGACAUUGCUCAAGAAAAGCGCCUCUCCCGAGGAAUUUCCCACGCCAGCUCUGCCAUCGUCUCCCUGGCCCGCUCCCACGUGGCCGGCGAGUGCAACAGCGAGCAGUUCCCCCUGGAGAUGCCCAUCUACACAUUCCAGCUGCCUGACCUCAGCGUGUACAGCGAAGACUUCAGGAGCUUCAUCGAGCGCGACCUCAUCGAGCAGUCCACCAUGGUAGCAUUAGAACAAGCAGGUCGUCUGAACUGGUGGUCCACCAUGUGUACCAGCUGUAAGCGUCUCCUCCCCCUGGCUACCACAGGCGAUGGAAAUUGCCUCCUUCACGCAGCCUCCUUAGGGAUGUGGGGGUUCCACGACAGGGACUUGGUGUUGAGGAAAUCCCUCUACGCCAUGAUGAAGAGCGGAGCAGAGAGAGAGGCCCUGAAGAGGCGCUGGCGAUGGCAGCAGACACAGCAAAAUAAGGAGUCGGGCCUGGUUUACACGGAAGAGGAGUGGGAGCGGGAGUGGAGCGAGCUCUUGAAGCUGGCCUCCAGCGAGCCUCGGACGCACUUCGGCAAGAGCGGCAACACCAGCGGAGGCGUGGACAAUGCAGAGGAUCCUGUGUAUGAAAGCCUGGAGGAGUUCCAUGUGUUUGUGUUGGCUCAUGUCCUUCGGCGGCCCAUCGUGGUGGUGGCAGACACAAUGCUGAGAGAUUCUGGAGGCGAAGCAUUCGCCCCUAUUCCAUUCGGGGGAAUUUAUUUACCGCUGGAAGUCCCUCCAAAUCGCUGUCACUGCUCCCCACUGGUCCUGGCCUACGACCAAGCACACUUCUCUGCGCUGGUGUCUAUGGAGCAGAAAGACCAGCAGCGAGAGCAAGCGGUUAUCCCACUGACUGACUCCGAACACAAGCUGCUGCCUCUUCACUUCGCAGUGGACCCAGGGAGGGACUGGGAGUGGGAGAAGGAUGAUAACGAUAACGCAAAGCUAGCCAAUCUUAUCCUGUCUUUGGAAGCAAAACUAAACCUCCUGCACAACUACAUGAAUGUAACAUGGAUUCGAAUUCCUUCAGAAACAAGGGCUCCCCUCGCUCAGCCAGAGUCACCCACAGCCUCAGCGGGAGAGGACGUGCAGUCACUAGCUGAUUCCAUGGACUCCGACCGCGAGUCCGUCUGCAGCAACUCCAACGUCAACAACGGCAAACCCAGCAAGGAGAAGGAGAAGGACAAGCAGCGCAAGGAGAAGGACAAGAACCGGACCGACUCGGUUGCCAACAAACUCGGGAGCCUUAGCAAAACCCUGGGCAUCAAGCUGAAAAAGAACAUGGGGGGUCUGGGGGGGCUGGUCCAUGGCAAAAUCAGCAAAUCCAACUCCGGCAAUGGCAGGAACGGGGAAAGCGGGGAGAAGAGCAAGAAGAAGGAAUCGAAAUCCCGCAAAGGGAGCAAAGAGGAAUCUGGACAGUCGGCCAGCACGUCUUCAUCUGAAAAGACCACCAGCCCGUCCCCUACAGAGAGGCCUUCGGGGGCGUCUCCCGUGGAGAAGCGCAACAGCUCGUCGAAGCCCCCGUACGAGAAGGUGUCGGACCACUGGAAGUACAGCACUGAUGUCAAGCUGAGCCUCAACAUCCUCAGAGCAGCCAUGCAGGGAGAACGCAAGUUCAUUUUCGCCGGCCUCCUCCUGACCAGCCACCGCCACCAGUUCCACGAGGAGAUGAUCAGUUUCUACCUGACGAACGCCCAGGAGCGGUUCAGCGCGGAGCAAGAGCAGAAGAGGAAAGAGUCGGAAAAGAAGCCUGCUGUCAGCGGGUCCGAUGCUAAGAAGCCGGAGCAAGAGGCCGCCUUCCAGCGAGAAAAAACAGACACCUCGCCUCGGGAGGGCUGCUCUCCGGUUUUGCACCAAAGCCAUACCUCCCAGCUGGUUUUGAAGCUGCAGGAGAGGCACAGCCCGACACCGGCCCCUUUCUCCUCCCCCAGCAAUGGUGCUAAAAAAUCCGGGCCCAUCCCGGUAUCAGCCCACUACAGCCAUACACCACCUAUCCAGAGGCAAAGCGUCAUUCACCUACGAGAUGUCAACGUGCAGUCGUCCAGCUUCCAGGACGAUACCUACAAACCUAUUGUAGGCACUCUAAAGACCUGCGCUACUUACCCGCAGCAGAACCGCUCGCUGUCCUCUCAAAGCUACAGCCCUGCCCGCAUGUCGGGGAUCCGUACAGUGAACACAGUCGAGUCCCUCUCUUACGCCAUGCCUGGGGAACACAAGUCACACACCUACACCAACGGUUUCGAUGCCAACGACGUCCGGGAUUGCCUUGAAUUUGCCGACGCCGAUUCCCCCCAGGCCUGGCUAAGCCAUGACAAAACCAAAGGCCGCAGCACGGGGUGCCCGCUUUACAGACUCCAGCAAAACCGGUGCAAGAAGGAGAACUGUUCUUUCUAUGGCCGGCCAGAGACAGAGAACUACUGCUCGUAUUGCUACAAAGAGGAGCUGAAACGUAGGGAAAAGGAAGGAAAGACGCAAAGACCUGGAUAGCCCCUAGCACACGCCAGCUGGUAUAACCAGCUGGUUCAUGCUAGCUGCAGAAAUUCUCUUAGAAAAUGGAAACAUAUCCCUUUGUGCUCUAAGAAUAAUAAAAAAUAAUGGCAGAAGUAGACCAUAACAAAUUUCCUACUCUAUUUAAGAACAGUUCCUUUUACUCCUGUUACCUUUCCCCCAGUAUCGAAGGACACAGUUACUUGAUAAUGAAGAAGGUAGAACUGAAACUCAGUUCACAGCUUUGGCCAGGGCCUUCCUGAGUAACAUUAUAGGUCUGGUUUGAAUUUCUAUUUUCUGCUUUUAAUUAGAUUUAAUUAGAUUUCAAACCUGUAUGAAAAAUAAAGAAAAUGAAAUACUUUUAUCAAACGGGCACAGAGGCGCUGUGGUACCUACAGAAACGGUCAUACUGCAGGGUACCACUUUAAAAAUAAGUAAUUUCUGCUGUAACUAAAGCAUAUGUACAGAAGUGAAUGGCUUCAACAGUGAGUAUGAGGAGCUUUGUGAGUUCCCUUUUAGUGUGAAUUAGAAACAGUCUAAUGCUUUAUGACUUUUAUCUGCAAGUUUGUAAAGAAUAGAUUAAUUUAUAAAUAGUUUGUAUAGAAUAGUUUGUCCAAAGGCAUUUGCUGUUAUAUUCACGUCUAGGAAGAAUUAUACAUCUAAAAGCAAUAAUUGCUUUAGUGUCAGAAGUGUUCACAUAAUCCCUCCCUUAUGUCCUUGCACAAAUAGUAUCUAACUUCAAGGCUUUUUUCUUUCAUUUUUGUAGCACCUUACAGGCUUCAGCUGCCACAACUACAGGCCCCAACAUUUUUUGUUUCUUGAUAUGACGUCUGGUUGCUUGAAGCUAAAAACUUCCAGAAAUUGAGACACAACACACAACUUUAAAGUAGCUUAUUGUAGGCUGUACAACUGUAGUCAGAUGCAGUUGUAUGCAAAAUGCUAGUUUUGCCGUUUUAGAUUAAAGACUUAUGUACAUUUACAGAGGGCCUUUUCCCCUCUUCUCUCCUCACCCAAAGCUAGUGUUCUUUAUAUUAAAAUGGUUACUGCUUACACACAUAAAUUCUGACAUAAAACCAAUGUGCCAAAAACAAUUAAAAGUAAUUUUUAAAUACAGCUAUGCCAUUGUUCUCAGGUAUACAGCAGUAACACAAAAUGCUUUCAGAACAUUUUUAAUGUAUCUGAAUUUGAGAACAUCUUGUGCACCUUCACCAAAAUUCCCGAAGAAGAAGGCAAUGUGACGUGCAAGAGAUGAAGAGGACAAAUGAAAAGGCAAAUUUAAACUCGCACACAGCAGAUCCAGCUGAGUGUGAAAAUGGAUGUGAGUUUAAUUCAGAAAGGAAGAGCUGAAAAUGUACUGUACCAAUGACACAAGCAGUUGCUAUGUGUAAUUAUAAUGUGCUUACAUUUUCAGUAUUAUGUGCAAAUAUCUGUAAACAGAAAAAUAGCACUGAAAACAAAGCUUAUUGAAACUUUCAGUAUAAAAUAUUUUUGGCAGUAGACAGGAAUCCUGUUUUUUUUUUAGUUGAUAUGGAGGUUCACCUGUUAAAUAUUGGUUGUAAAAUAUAUUACAAAGCUACUGUCAUGAAGUGUGCUUUAUUAACAAGAAAAAUAAUAGUUUGAUUUUUAUCUGUCUUUAGGACUGUUUUCUUUAUUAUUUUUAAAUACAGUAAGAUAUACUCCAAAUAGAUAAUAAACAUUCAUUUUAGACAGCCAUUCAUAGAUUUGUAUGUACUCAAAUAUCGUGACUAAAUGUCCCUGGUCAAAGCUGUGACUGUCUCUUAGUUCUCUUUCAUAUUUUUACUGAACAUACUGCAACUUUCUUCCUCGUUUGUAUGUAACAGUUUCAUGGACUCUCACCCUUAGAAGUGUAAAAUGUUAUUUUAUAUUAAUUUGAGACUUUUACACUACUUUAAAUUAUUAAUUUGCACAUUAGGUACCGAUGUAAAUAGCAAAAAAAGAAAAAAAGAUUAGUUUAUUGUUACAAAAAAGAGAGUUGUUUGUGUGUUUUGUUUGUGGACUAGAGAAUGUGAUUACAUUGGGAAUUUACAAGCCAAGGUUAAAUUGUAAUAUAGAAAUUAUUUUUAUAUUAUUUUCACAAAAUGCCGCAAAGCAAUAUUUUGCUCUUUUUCUUAUGGACACAGUUGUCAUUUUGGUAGGUUAUUUUAACUGCAGGGCUGUUUGAAGAAAAUAACCUUGAAAAAAGGAGCUUUGUAAAAGAAGUGUUUUAAGUUAUGACUAUUUAUGUUCUCGAUAGUUUCAAACAUUUGUAACAAAACCUACUACUCAUCAAGCUGAGUUAUGAAAAAGCUUUAUUUUAUUUUUUUUCAGUGAAUUACUUGGUACUUUGUACUUCAGUCAUACUAAUAAUCAUCGCUCCAUUGUGCAGCCUCUUUUAAACAUUGAGGUGGAAAUGCAAUUAUUUUCCAUUAUUAAAACAUAAAAAAUUUAAAACUGGAGUAGUGAAAAAGCUACAUGUAUAACUAAAGAGAUUUAUAUAACAAAUACUAGUAAUGUAUUUCUGUUUUCUUAUAUUUGCCAUGUAAGGGAAAUAUCUGAGAACUGUGGGACAUUUGGCUUUAAAAGCAGCUAACCUUUAUUUUGCAUAGCCUUGAGGCCUGCAGUUUGCAAUAAGAUGCAUUAGCAUUAAAUGGCUGGCAUACACUGCACACGUAAUACGAAUAGUUUUCACAUACUGUAGCUGUAGUGUGCUUCAGUGUUCCAGGGUUUUAGUCUUCAGUUCGGAAGUGGAUUCUACUUAAAGUGAGGCCUCUAAAAAGGCUGAGACCUGCAAGUAUGGUUAGAAGUCCUUUACAGAUCUAUCCAUAUGUGUUUAAUUAUUUUUUCCAUGAAAUGCAAAAAUGGGGGAAUCAAUUACAUGUUUAGGCUCUUUUGUUUUUGUAAAGAGAUUGCAACUUCUAGUAUGAUUAGAAGCCUGCACAUCUUUGAAAAGAAAACUCCCUUUUAGCCUUUUAAUUUUUUUUUUUUAAAUGUAUCUCCUGUUUCGUUGUUACAGAAAGGGGAAAAACAAUAUUGGUGUUUCUUACUGUACCAGAGUAGCUUUUUUCUCUUGGUGUUGUACACAUGUACACACGUAAAAGGUCAAAUCAAGCUUAAGUAUACACACCCUAAAGUAGAACAGUGAUUCAGUAAAUUCAUCUCCUCGAUUCAGCAAGUAGCACCAUUGUCACACUUCAGAUGUUACCAAAAUGCAAAAAUGCAAUCAUGGUUAAUUCUUAAUAAACAUAGAACAGUCCAUGUUUAGAUAUAAUUACUAUCUUUGUCAUGAAGACCGUUGCCAUAUUUAGACAAAGAAACAAUAACAAUAAAAUCUUCCCAUUGUAAAGCCUGCGGUUUGUGCCCUGCAAUUUGUAUGAUUAAGGAUUUGACAUGCAGUCCAAUGAAUGUCAAAUCUAUUCAUUUGGAAAAAUACUGAUGCUCAAAACAAGUCUUAGUGUGUGCAACAAUCUUAGUUUUUGAGCAAAAAAAAAACUACGAGCAAAACUAUGCCUGUGCUAAAGUUCUCGCUUCGCUGACUCACUUUUUUAUUGUUAAAGGAGAUAUACCCACCUUAACCUCUAUUGUGUGGUUUUAACUAAAAAAAAAUCAUUUAGAUUCACUGAUGUUUAGGUUCAUUCUGCUGGCAUACAAAUGUAAGGUGAAUGAAUGUCUGGGGAAAAAAAUCAGCUUUUUUUUUCUAUGUGAGUAAGAGAGUUACAGCUUUUAUUGUUUUCUGUUGUAAACCGUCAUCAUUACUUUCUUGUUCUGGCCCAGCAGAAACCAGGGAUUGUGAUGUAGAAACCCAGUCAGCAAUUGUGUGUAGAAGGGAUCUUCAAUCAAUUGAUUCUGCUUGCAGGACAGAAGCAUUCUGAAUCUUCCUCUAUUGUACAUUGUAAAACACGUAUUAUGGAGUUCAAACUGAGGAAUUACGCCCAUGCUAUUGAUCACAUUGCAUUCACUUUUCCCCCUGCUAUAAAAGUAUUUACAGCAGGGUACCUUAACUAUCUUAUUAGAGUUGUGGAAAACAGUAUAACCUCUAUCCUAAAGUUACCACAUGCCUUGAGAAAGCAUAAUAAAAAGGUCUUUUCAUAAAAGCUGCAUUUAAUGUAUAACCACAGCCCUUCACACUAUCAACCACAGAGAUCAGCCUCUGUGGAACACCAAGACAGCUCUUGCGUGUGGCGUUUUUAUUUUUAUUUUUCUACUAUAAAUGAUUUAACAUGCAGGCCACUCACUUAUUCCCAAACAUGUACGCUAUAUGUGCAGACAUACUUAGAGCUUUGCAACAAGCCUGGUCUUUCUGAUGCACCAUGCACUUAUGAGCACUAAUUAUGGUGAUUGUACAAUGCUAUUUAGAAACAUGACUGCACUGUAGGGUACUAUUAAAUUGUUCUUGGGAAAUGAAUAUAAGCCUGCAGAGGCACAAAUUCAGCACAGAAUGAUCUUUUUGUCUCAGUGAUGUAAUAGUUUUAGAUGUAAAUUUAAAAAAAAGGAGAAGAGGAUGUGUUUGCACAGAACUGAAGGAAAAUUCCAUCAUCCGAUUAUCUGAAUCAGCAACACAAAGAGAUAUACAAGUCUUUAUUUAAAGUACAUAUACUGUAUAUUCUACAUAUAGUGUAUACCUAUGGGAUAGAGUGAAUUGCAUUUGGAUAUAAAGUAUUUUGCAAGUUUGUUACCUACUCUUCCAUUGGUAGCUCAUGUAUCACAAGACCAGAUUUACUGAUAAAUGACAAAAUAUCCAACAUAUUGACCUACUGAUCCUAGUUUUGAAUAAAACAAGAUGAGAAAUUUAUAGCAGAGGUUUUACAGUGAUACCACUAUAAGAUAUAUAGUGACUACUAUGAAUUAAUACUUUAUCAAACAUUAAUGUUUUAUCAAAGUCCCUCCAUUAACAUUACCUGCAUGACUUUGAGUGGGCUGCACUUUUUGUGAAGUGGAACGAAUUUCCCUUAUUAGCUUUAUGACUGAUGCUCUAUCUGACGUUCUUUGCAUUUGGUUCCCUGUGUUUCAGUUUAUUAAUACUACAGGUGUCUCUCAUUCAUAAUUUUUUUUCCAGGUCAUACUAACCACGUAGAAGGGAAUAAAGAAAUACCUACCAGGCAGCUCAAGUAAGUUUUUCAAGUGGAGAAGAUGGUCCUAAUUUUCAGAAAAACCCAAACAUUUCUAUCACCAUGGUGGCUCAGCCAAGGAUACAAAAAGAACUGGCACAGUGAACUCUAAUGUAGAACCACUAUUUUGUUAGAUAUUUCGCUGACAAAGUGUACUUUAUUAAAUACCCUAAAAUAUUUAUAGUCUUCCCUUGAAACACAUUUUAAAACUGACUGAAUAUUAACCAAUUUCCUCCUGUGAUUUUUAAAAGAAGAUCCAUUUAGAAAAAAAUUGAGUGAACUGUCUCAUUUAGUGCUUAGAGAUACUGUUGCAUUGUGUUUUAAUACCAUGUCUCAGACAGACACUGCAGUUAGGCAAGACAAGCCAUAACAAGUUCAAUGUUAGGAAAAGUAAUGUCAGAAUUUAAAUGUUUUGAAUUUAUAGAUGGUGUCGUGGGGGCAGAUCCAAUUACUUAAACUGAUAUAAUUUAUUUUGAUUACAGUUACCACCGUGAUACACUAAGGUAGGUAUUUAAUUUGCUUUUGAUUUUGGUAGUGAUAAAUGGAUAUAAUGUAAAUGCUGGUGGGAUUCACUUUCUUGUAGCAUGUUUUAGUUUCUACCAACUACUUGAGAAAUUAUGUAGACCAUAAACCAUACUAUGAGAUAAAAAGAUUUAUACUGUAUAUUAAUGUUAGUGUCCACCAAGUGAAUGUAUGAUCAGUAAGAAAUGCUUUCAAAGUCUUCAAGAUAUAGAAUGGUUUUGCCUUCUGCUUUUAUUAUUUUUAUGCACAGAUAAGUGACAUUUUAAACAAAUGAACAAUCACUGGGUUGUACAUACAGUUAUUGAUCAGGGUUGUCCUUUUCUGGUCAUAACUGGUGGAGUAAGCCUUAUUUUCCCAUAGAAGAGAAAAUGCCUGGAUGGUGAAGGAAACCAUAUCACAGUUUUCGUCAUGUUUAAGGAUUCUUGCACCUAUGCUCAGUGUGCCUAGAUUCCUGAAAGAAGGUAUUUUUUUGUAUUUUUUAAGAUUGUCACUACUCUAUUGUGGUGGUCUAAUGAAUGCGAUCCGCUGCUCGGCCAUGUGAACACCUUUAGGUCAAGUUGUGUAGACGUGAAGAGUGUUCUCUUUCAUUUGGGCAUUCAGAACCUUUGAUUUUAAAAUCAGAGGGGGUGGCAGCUGAAAAAGCUGUGAAGAACAAAUUUUGGCUCUAUAAAAUGCCACGUUUUAAAAACACAAACACUGAGUAUAAAGCAUAUUGGAUAAUGCAGUGCUCAUGCUUGAUAUAAGAAUUCAUAAAGCAAUUUAUAAAAGCAUUGUUUUCAAGUCCAUCCAAUUCCUAACAGUAAUGCAUGGCGCAUUUGUUUAGUACCGUAAGAGGAACAAUCAAACACAAUCUCUUCUUGCAGUGAACGUGGGAAUUAAAAUGCUGCUGUGUUUUUCUAUGAAACCUGUUCCGGUCAUCUGUCUUUUCAAGUUUUCUGUAAAUAGGUGCUCCCCAAGGAUGCUAAAUGCACAGAUAAGGCCCAAAGUUCAAUAUUGAGCAUUUCCCUUUCACGAAAACCAACAAUAUCUUUAAAAAACUGGUGUCAGCAGUAAAAUUGAUUGAUCUCCAGUGUCUAUGUCUUUGAAAGAGAAAGACAACAGAACCUUCUGACUCCCAUUUAACGUGUGUUAUCACAUAUCAGUUCUCAUGUCAGUUGUGUACUUAAAAGACUCCAGAGUUAAAUAACAGCAUUUCAUAUCUUGUAAUAUUAUGCCCCAUUACUUUCAAACCAUUUGGUACAAAAUGUUCUAUGUUUUUAUGCCUUCUUGUGAAUUGCAUUUUAAUUACUAGCUUUUUUAUUUCAACAUGGACAAUGUUCAAAAAUUGAAAUAGGGUGUUUUCUGGAGUGUAGCAUUGCACUGGUAUCCAAUUUUAUUUUAUUUUUCUUAUAUAACAUGAUGUGUUUUUGUGGCAGAUUCUCUGUUAUGGUCAAAUUUUCUUCCCUAUUACAUUGUACCAGUUUCAGAGUUUACAAUGUCAAUCAACUUUAAUACACGGUAUCACUUUUGAGUUUAGUGUCUUUUAUUUUACCACACAGUUGAGUACUAAGCCUUAAAACUUGAAACGCAUUGAAGAAAAUAAAGAACUUGUAAAGCCAGUUCGUGUGAGCUGAUUAGACUUGGCCGUUUCACAGUAGAGUGUGCUACACUCCCACUAGAUACAACUCUGCAGGAACAGCUUGUAGUCUGACACUGAGAAAUGGGUGGCAGUGUUUGUGUUCUGAACACUGCAGUCUUGUCCUUAGAUAACUUUUUCAGUCUGUAACCAUAGAGAUAUGAUUCAGCUUAUUAGAAAAAUAGCAAGUAUCCUUAUGCAUUGAACAAAGAAUUGUGUUUUUAAAACCAAAGCUUAUGAAAUGAAGUAGAAUCUGCUUUUCAAAUUCCCAUGAAUAAGGUGAGAUAAGAUUUUGGAUAAACAAAAGCAUUUUUCCAAACCUGCUCUGAGACAAUGGCAUACUUGCAUAACCUCGACCUACUUUAGGUGCUGUAACUCUGUGGUUGACGAAGAACUGCAUGGCAUAUUAUGACAAAAAAGCUCAUGGAGAUCCUAAAAACAUAUACUGUGUUCUUAAAUUCAUGUGGCAUUCCAUGCAGAACAUGAUCUUAGAAAAUAUUGUGUCUUAACCUUUUUCUGCUUAUCAAAAAUGCUUCCGUUGCAAUCAGGCUCUUACAUGCUCUGAAUAUAGGUUACUUCUAAAUUUGAAAAGGCUAAAUCCUGCUCGUACACUUGUAAGGACUGUCUGCACAUUCAUAAAUGAUUCUUAAAUUCAACGACAACUUUUUACCAGUCCAGUAAUAUAAUAGUCAGCUAAAACCUAGUAACGCAUAAGGACCGAAAUGUACAAGAAAGUGACUUCCUUUUUUCUGUUUCCCUUCAGACGUAGGCUGUAAAAACACCAAUUAAAUUUAUUUUUAUUUCUCAAACUCCUCUCACUCACAAAUCUAAAGGGAGGACUUUACACAGACUUCAGAAUGUUAUAUACAGUGAAUGCAGAUUGUCAUGGAUAGAUAGAUGUGGAGCUGAUCUGCACUGUCCUAGAAAGCACAGUUCACAGGUGCUUAAGUCUAGGAGAUUACUGGAAAGUUGCUGACGUAUUAAACUGGUUUAUUGAGACACCCCCUGUUGACAAAUGGGAGAGGUUAAAGCACAUGCAGCUCUGCCUAGGACAUGCUUAUCUCUAAACAUGCAUUUAGAUGUGCGAGGGGGUGUGGCCACUAAUGCUGAGAUAAGUAAAAGCUCAGUUCUUGCCUAAUGUGGUGAUCUGUGACGUUCUAGGAAACAGGCCUUCCAUUCAUUGUUGCAAAAAUGUUUUAAAAUGUAUCUCAUCAACCUUAAAGCAUCUAUAAGUAACAAAUUCAUGUAAAAAAAAACACAACCACUAGGAAAAGCCCGUUUGCUUUAGAUCCACAGCCUCAUUUUCUUUGAUCGCUGUCUUUACAUUUUGUAUCUUUAGCUUUGCAAAGUCACUUCUCCUCUGUGGCUGCUACAGUUAGAAUGUUUAUUUAAAUGACAUUUUCCCCAGAAAUAGUGUGCAUAGGCAGACAAACAGGAAGCAGAAAUGAGAGGUGGUGCAGUCUUGGAGUCUGACAAAUAGAGUGAAAUUACACAAAGUGUGCCAAAGGAAUUGAUUGAACUCCUGUUGCAAUUGGAUAGUAUUCCCUUCUGAGUUAAGCACCUCUUGGGUACUACAGUAGAUAUACAAUGCAAGUAGAGAAAUCUAAGGGAUUUGACAAAAUCAACUCUUCUUGCUACACAAAGGUGUAGUACCAGAAGUCCUUCCUACCGAAAAGGCCAUCUACCUUUUAAAGGGGAGCAGAGAGAUUCGCUUUUCUACUUUGGUACAAUGAUGCUUGCAGCCUUCUGAGAAAGUAUUGGUGCCAGCUAUGGGGAAUUCCAUAGUCUCUAACCUGAUCGAGAUUUCUCCAUUAGCAAGUCAUCGGUAGAAUAGCAGGAAUAACACCUAACCAAAGGCACUUCUUUACCAAAAGGGCUGGGGGGAUAAUAGUUGUGUUUUUGAAGCUGACACCUUGGCUUCUUUCAUGAAACAGCUGGAUGAGGUCCCCAGGUCAAUCAGUUCCUAACUGCCAAACAGGCUUCAUGGGCCUAAUGGCUCCCCUGUGUUUGUAACCUUGUGUUAUGAAUACUGUAGGAUAAAAAAUCUGACAACAUGUGUUAGCCGACAACUUUAGGGGCCACCAGUCACAUAAUUACAAGCUGAUGUUUAAGUGGGAAAACGAAAUCCAAAAUACCAACUUGUUUUGUUGAUAGCCAUUCAGCUUUCAUACUGUACAUUAUAAAAUAGCUGAGGAUCAACAAAAAACAAAACAUUUGCACAGCUUAAGAGCACUUGUAUUUAGCUAUUCAAACUCACAUCCUCUGUUGAACGCUGAAGAAGCCUGAGUUAUAUGGGCACAAUACCUUUUUGCAAAUAAAUCUGUGCUCUGAAAUUAAAUGCAGGCCCAUCUCCAUGUUGCCACUUGCUUGGCAGUAAUUUCCCAACAAGAGUGCUUAUCAAAAACACUCAUUAAAAUCUUCACUUUCAUGUCAUUUUAGUGGCAGCUGUUUUUGGCUUGAAGUAAUCAGCCUUUAUUUGGAUUGCAGAUAGAAAAAAGCAAAAUGUAAAUGUAUUUUAAUUAAUAUUGAUACUUUUAAUUAACAGCCUAGCUCUUUAAAAGCGCAUUAAAAUGAAAAGAAAUAUUAUAAGAUCUGAAUUUCACCUGAAAUAUAUUACAGAAAACUCAGAUUUUCUUGGUAGGAAAAAAGCAUUUUAAACCGGUGUUCAAUGAAUAUGACACGGCAGAAUGUGCCAGUUUCACUACUAUAAUAAUAUACAUCUUGUACUUGUACUUUGCUCAUCUAAAAGGAUGUUUUAAUAAAGAAAUAAUUGUCAUUGAACCCAUCAAAAGAGUUAUGAUAUUAUAAAAAACAGUUUCUUCUCAUUAGUUAAGAUGAUAGAUAUCCAAGCACACUUUUGAAAAACAUCACAUGCAAGUUCUACUUAUAAAAAUUAAUGUCAUAAACCAAAGAGAAAUAUAUAAAAAAUAAGAGGUGAACAUAUUUUGAAAGAACCCAAGCAGGAUGGUGCAUGCAGGGAACAGUUUUACUCAUCAAAAUCUCUUACUUUUUAAAAGAAUUUUAUUUAGUAGGAUGCUGAAGAUUUUAGUGGCUUUACCUACCUGACAGGGUUGUAAUAAACACAGAAGUCAUACUGUUCUGUAGCUCAUUGUAAGAAGUGGCAUUUAAAACUGCUGGCAACUGUAAUGCCCUUUUAAACAGUGCCAGUUACAUACUGGAAUGCAUUUACAUCACAUCCAAUUUCAACAAUAUAACGAUGCAUUAAGUCAGCUGGCAUGCAGGGAGUGCCACUGGGUGAUUUUUUCCCAUUGCUGUGCCCAAUGGCAGCCUCCAGGGAGAUAAUCAGGGGACCUCCACAUUGUUUGCCAUCCCCCGCUCUUGUGCCUGAGCACAGAUGCUGCCUGUACCCAUGUGCAGUUUCCAGGGAAGCCCAUCAGAAACACCUACUGCUGACUGGAAGUGUGGAAGUGAGACCUCUCUCCGGGAGGUGGGAAAAUGGGAGCGCUGUACCAGCCUACACGAAAUGUCAGCCAUUCUGCCUGAGCACUUGUCUGACCCGCGUUCAAAAACGGGCUACCCCCGCCACCAAAACCGCCUCCCGUUAUUCCUCUCAUUCCAGCUUUUGUGUUUUCCACACAUAGCACAUUAUUCAGUGUGGGUGUCGGUAAUAAUUGGCACACAAAAAUGCGGUUUUAAUGAUUCCCUCCUACAGAGUGCUUCACCGGCCUCCCUUGAACUGCCUUUUCAUAAUCCCCGAAAUCCCCCCUCUCUUUUCAUAGUGCAUAUACAUACUCCCACAAGGUUCCGCUCGUAAGUGGCAUGUUCUGAGAGCUUUUUUUUCAUAUAACUGUCUGGAAGUCCAUUAUUCAUUUGUUAUUCGUGAUAGGUCAGGCCUGAAAUGCUUCUGGUGCAAGCAUAAAAAUUCAGCCUUCUGAACAUUGCGAGGCUGCAAUAAAGUCCCUACUGGAAGUUCGAAAGCUGGAAUUACACAACACACAGCCCUGCAGUCAAUACUGAAUUUACUUGUGUUUACAGCCUAGCUCAAAAAAUAAUUUAAAUGAAAUAACAUCGUUUUUUUUUUUGUCCGAAACUAGGAAUUGAAUAUAAUUGAAUUUAUCAAAGUAUUUACUUUGGUAAAUAUUAUGCUCCAGGAUGCACUGUAUUUACCAAAGUCAGUUAACUGUUUCAAAAAGCUUAUCCUAAAACUCUUGUGGAGCUGCUUGGGACUUUAUUGAAGUAGGUUCCUAACAUACCUUAAAUCUCUGUGUGGAUUGCUCUUUCCAUGUAAUUUAAAGUUAUAACUGUUCUCCUGAUUUCUGGCUUAAAUGGCUAUGGGGUGUAUUUUACCGUUUUGCAAACUUUUAGCAAAAUCCAUCUUGUACAAUUUUUAUUUCAGAUGGGGGUUCAUUUGUUAAUUACUUUACCAUUUUAUUAAAAUAUUGAAGGAAAGCAACACAAUGCUGAGAGCUAUUUAUUUUAAAUAGGAGAUGAUUGUUAAGAUCAUAGAAAAUAUAUAUUUUUAAUUAGAACCGGUUCUACACUUCAGACUUCUCAUGAUUAGGUCCUGUCCUGCACCAGUUCUUAUUGCUUGGCCCAUGCUUCCUUCAUCCAGGUAAACUCCACUGGCUUGCUUCUCAGGUUUGAUUUUUCUCAAGUCCUUCUGUACAAUUGGUACCUGACAUAUACCUAGCCUAUCUUUGUUUGCCAUAGCUCUGUAAUAAGCCCUGCGGACUGGGAGGCUCUCUGUAUCUCCAUAGAAAAGGUCUGCUAGCAUGCCAGCCAAUCAGGCUCCAACAUCUGGCAUCAGUUCCCUUUGGACGCAUGGGAAAGCAAUCACAAGUGCUUCACUGGCCAAUCAGCUUUAAGCUGAGCAUUAGAUGUGGUGAGCUAUACCCACUAUACCCACAAAAAGACAAAAACAAAUCCCUUGUCUGUGUCUGAAACCUAUGCCAGCCCUACAGAAAACCUAAAGGAGACCUGCUCCAAAAGUUGUCUCAUUGUAACACAAAGUUCCUUCCAAAGUUACAUGUGACAAGCCUUGCUUGCAUUAGCGGAAAAGUGGUAAAUGAUUCCCAUUUACUGAAUUUUGUGCGGAGGUUCUUUAGUUAUUUGUUAUUUAUUGGUGCAUAUUGCGCUCAGAUGUCUGUUACUUUCAUAAUAAAUAAAGUGGUAU